GUAUUAAAUUUUAUUUGCAUUCAUUGUAAAUUUCAGCGGUCAUUCCUAAUUUCAGUAAAUUCAGUUAGGGGCAAAACGUGAAAAUUCCAGGCUCUCAAGUAGAAUCAGAAAACUUCAGAAAACCACUACCUUGCUUAAAUUUUCUUUACUCUGCUAGCUCAAGCGCAUUUCUUAGAGUGGGGGGAGUCACAAGCAGGAAGCCAACACGGUAGUGAGUGAUUCAGUAGUAGCUGCUCGGGCGCCUUUUUGGUUGGACCGAGGAUGCGCUCCAGCUCCCGCUCGGCCGAGCAGUGAGUUCCAAGUCCGGGACAGCGACUCUUUGAGACUCUUCUAGAUUCGGAAUUCUAACUCAGCGAAAGCUGCCACGGUCGGCCACGCCUUCAAGUAGAGCGUGCUUUGCCGCCGUCUAGGGUUGGAAGCCCUGGAAACUUUCCUGAAAAUUUCCGAAAAAAUCAGAAAAUUUCCGGGAAAAACAGGAAAAUUUCCCAGAUUUCAGAAAAUUGCCGUUCUUUUCGGAAAUUUUCGGAAAUUUUCGGAAAUUUUUCUCGAAAUUUUGGAAAAUUUGCAACCCUACCGCCGUCCUUGCAUCAGGGGGCGGAAAUCCACCCCAGCAACCUGAGAGGCUCAUCGUCGGUCCGAUGGCCGGGGCGCACACCGCGAGAGCGUGCCUCCUGGCUCUCACCGCCACCGCCUGGCUGGCCCCCUCCAGGUCGCAGCAGCUGGAGGACGCGCUGCCCGCCCUCAGCCCGCUAGCUAGCCUCAACCUCGACGAGCAUGGCCCCGGCAGGCAGUGUGCGCAGGACACGAGGGCCCUUGUGGCCGCGGUGCGCAACCGGACGCUGUGGGCGGUGAGAAUGCUGGACGCGAGCGCGCGCGUCUCCUCCGGGGUGCUGUGGGGUGCGCGCUGCCAGCUAGGAAGCUAUGACGGCUGCAUAGCCGUGGGCGCCUCCUCGCCCGUGGGCGCGCGCUACUGCCUCGUGAGCGUCAACCACAAGACAGACGGACAGGCUCGGGGCACCUGGGAGACCGUCGAGGACCUACCCCCGUACCAGGACGUCUCCACCGUGCUCAGAGGCGAAGGGAUGUUGCCCGGGUCGCUGCCGUUGGGCGACAUCCGUAUGGGCCUCUGCGUGCCCGCGUCGUGUACAGCCGCCACGCUGCAGGCUGCCCUCCAGGCCGGACUCGACCCGAGCGUCCGCGUCCACGUGGGCCCGGAGAACUGUCAGGAGCACGUGACCGGGGCCUCCCUCUCGACCGGCGCGACCCUCUUCUGGGGCCUGGUCGUCGCACUCACCGCCGUGUCCGUGGCCGCGCCUGCCUUGGGUGAGAACAGUAAUAAUUGAAGUGUGCAACUGGCGUGCACAUGAAAGCGCUCAACACUAUGUUGCACAAUUUUAAGUGUUUGACUGGAUAUUUGAAUACCUAAAAGUGUUAAACAGUAGAGUUGAACACCUACAAGUGUUCAACUACACGGUUGCCCAUGCAGCUUUGGAAACUUAAAACUGUUCAAAUUUACUGUUAAACAGUUUUAAGUAUUCAAAUUUCUCUCCAACACCUAAAAUUGUUCACCAGUAGUUGAACUUUUCCAUAUACAUGCCAGUUGUACAGCCACUUUUGUUUUCAGUGAAGGUUUCCAAGGACUUGCCGUGCACCUUAGGGCAUUUCAAAAAAAUCCGAAAAGCCCACAUUAUUCAAUGUGGUCUAAAAAGGCUUCACGUGCGCAUACCGGGUCUCAAAUUAGAAAUCGUUUUGCGAAUGUAGUUCUUACAUGUUCUUACAAUGUUGGAGUCCGACAUCCAUCCAUAAAACCCCAGUCCCCUUCCCCUUCCACACCUCUCACCACCGGUCACCUGCCAGGGCCCAGCCACAGGCUCAUCUUUGGCCUACGACUUCCAUUCAAAUUUCAUUGGUCUUAGAAAAACAGGGAGCAUAGAGUGAA
Molecule: messenger RNA, 1939 nt
Organism: Frankliniella occidentalis (western flower thrips)
Lineage: Eukaryota; Metazoa; Arthropoda; Insecta; Thysanoptera; Thripidae
Exons: 5
Coding region: 639-1343 (234 amino acids)
Source: RefSeq, a predicted model, not a curated record